Molecule: messenger RNA, 408 nt
Organism: Histoplasma mississippiense
Lineage: Eukaryota; Fungi; Ascomycota; Eurotiomycetes; Onygenales; Ajellomycetaceae
Exons: 2
Coding region: 1-408 (135 amino acids)
Source: RefSeq, a predicted model, not a curated record
AUGCACGACAUCAUUUGCUGCUCGUUCCCCUUGGAUCGGGUAUUGGCCGUGACUCGUCGAACCGGGAGAAAGCCCAUACCACCACCAGACGUGCUCAGACAGGCCUGGCUAUCUGGAAAAUAUAAUGAUGAGGAAGAGAACAAGGUCAAAAGCAGUAGCAAGAUGCGGGAACCUGAGAAUCACUUGUUACGAGGGACGGAUUGCCGGCAAAACCAUGGAGAAGACGAGGAAAACAUCGCAAACAGUCAACGCAACGACUUUGUGAUUCGUAGUCCAAGUCCAAGUAGCGGAGAGAUAGCCGACGCGAUCCCUGCGAAACUGAAAAUGUCACCAAUGAAAUUGUCCAGUAACGAAGCUGGUCGUCUUGCAGGGCAAUUCUCUCUCGUACAGAGAGCAAUCAGCUGUUAA